AUGAAAGUAGUAGAUAGGAAAAGCAACAUAACGAAUUCCUAAUAUAGAAGAAACUUGGUUGAGGACAAAAGAUAAUACUAGAUAGAUUUAACUAACUUUGAUUUAGCUUACAGCUUAUUUUCAUCUGACCCUAUCGAAGUCAGUUUUGCUUGGGCAGAUGACGGAGCUUCAUUUAACUAAGACAUUAAAGAUUUUUCUAUCGCUAAAUGCCCUGCAGGCAGAUUUUUGGGUGAAACUGUAUAGACAGAUAAUUUUGGACUCUAAUUUAAUUACUAUUGCCCAGUUACUUUCAAUACAACAUUAUAAGGAAACUUUGCAACGAAGAAAGCUAGAUUUGUGCAAAUUUUUAUUGGCGGUUGCAAUUAAGCUAUACUUAACAAAACAAAGCCUAAUUUGAAAUGCGCAAAUGAAACUGACAUUAAAACAGUUCUGGAUGAUCUAUAAGUAAACAUAUUAGCAACAAAUUAGUUCGUAGAUAUUAAUGAAAGAAAUACAUCCCCACUAUCCAAUCAAAUUAACUAAGAAAACAUAACUUACUACACUAUUAGAGCUGAUGAAUCAUAAAUUGGAGAUUAUAAGAAGUUUUAGUAGGCAUUAAGAUUUUAUAUUCUACUAGAUGACGACAUUUCAACAACAACUUUAGAGGUUUACACAAUUUCAGAUGCCCUUUCAAGCACAGGUGGUAUACUUGGAAUUGUUUCAGUAAUCUUAGCAAUAUUAUUGUCUAAAGUGCAAAAAGAGUAGAGAGAUCUAAUUAAAAACAGAAUGAAUCUUUUUAAGAAAGCCUAGAAAAUGCUUGACAAGAAAUUAGAGAUCUUUACAAUAUUGAGAAAUAUUUAGAUGGUUAAAUUACUAAAAAGAAUAACACUCUCUAAUUAUCAAAGAAAACUUACUCCCUAUUUCAGAUAAAAUUUAGUUCAAAUGAAAGAUGCUUUGAAUAAAAAGAAUUUUAAGGUAAACAGUUAAAAUAUUCCUUAAUAAACAGAUGAUAAAAAUUUUGAGUGGGAAAAAUUAGACAAAAAUACGAGGAGACAAUUUAAACUUUAUCUGAAGCAGGUCUUACUUCGCAAGGAUGAUAAUAAAAUUGACAAAAGAAUCUUCAAAAACCUUGAUCCAGAACUAAAAAAAUAAAAAUAAGCUGAGGUUAUUAACCCAGUAAGAGAUAGUAUUUUAAAAAAUCUUAACAAAGAUCUUAAGAAAGGAGUUGGAAAAAUCAAACCUAAUCAUCAAAGGGAUGUUACUCUGACUCAAUUAUCCCUAUCAGUUUUCAGCAAUUAUCUUACAACUGAGAAGAAUAAGGAUUUUAAAUAAAAUGAAAAUUGGUAUGAUUAAUCUAUUAAAUCAGAUACUUUAAUUCUUAGUCAAAAUUAAAACAAAAAUUCUGAUGAAGGGGAUUAUUCCAUAAAUCAGUAUUUGGAGAAGGAAAUAAAUUAUUGA
This is a messenger RNA of Stylonychia lemnae, 1437 nucleotides long. The record is from the annotation of a GenBank genome assembly. Lineage: Eukaryota; Ciliophora; Spirotrichea; Sporadotrichida; Oxytrichidae.